ACGUAUUUGUUUUAUUUCGUGCUUUGCAAGACAUGGGGUUAGCCACAUGUGAGUGAAAUACUGAGUUCCACGAGUUGGGGUAUAGAAAAAAAAAAUAACAUGGCAUCAGUGGAAGAGGAUUUUCCUCGGGGGGGUAAAGUUAAAAGGGCCGAGGGGAGCCAGCCCGUGAGGAACCAUGUGGAGCAAGACAACUUGUUUGAGGCCCGUGACCCAGAAGAAGGAAAGAAAAGAAAGAAGAAGAGAACUGAGGAAGAGAAGACAUCAAAAAAGCGAAUGAACAGGGAGGAGGAAACUCUGAAACUCAAUGCAUCAAAGAAUGUGGAAAUUCUGCAUUUAAGGAAUGUAACUGUGGGUACUCUGCUACUGGGCUGCGUGAAAGAGGUUAAUGAUUUUGAGCUGGUGGUCAGCCUUCCCAGUGGCCUGACUGGCUUUGUCCAGAUCACCAACAUCUCGGACUCAUAUACCAAACUGCUCAGUGAACAGCUGGAUUCAGCCCAGAGCCUGGAGGAAACGCUGACCCUUCCACGCCUCUUCCCCCCUGGGAUGUUGCUCAGGUGUGUGGUGUCAAGCGUGGAGGUCACUAAAGGAGGUCAUCAGAGUCUCAAGCUGUCAGUCAAUCCAAGAGAGGUCAAUAAGGCUCUGGGUGCUGGAUCUCUUAAAGCAGGCAUGCUUAUCAGUGGCAGUGUGGAGAGUAUUGAGGAUCAUGGCUACCUGGUGGACAUUGGUGUUAGUGGAGCCAAAGCUUUUCUACCCAGACAAAAGGCAAAGGAUCUACAAUUAGAAAGCAAAGGAGGCCUUAUGGUGGGUCAGUACUUGAAUUGCCUGUUGGAGGAGGUGAAAAACGAGGGCCGAAUUGUCCGGCUGUCUGUCGGUCCGUCUGAGAUUGCUAAGGCCGUAGCUGACACCCAGCAGGGCUGGACACUCAACAGUCUGCUGCCAGGGCUCAUAGUCAAAGCCAAAGUUAAAAAGGUGACCAUUCAUGGCCCCAUUCUGGAGUUCCUUUCCUCCUUCACUGGCACUGUGGACUUCCUGCACAUUGAUUCAGAGAAAGCCUCUGACUACACCCCUGGCGACACUGUUAAGGCCUGUGUGCUGUACAUCGACCCCUCCACAAGGACAGUGGGCCUGAGCCUGCGGCCCCACCUGCUGCACCCAGGCAGCAAGCUGCAUACCGUUAGCAACACGCAGAUUGGGGAGGUGGUGCAGGACUGCAAGGUGAAAUCCUUCCACCAGCACUCGGGAGCCAUCCUGAAGCUGCCAGACGGAUCUCUUGUUUUUGCACACAAAAAUCACCUGAAGGAAUCGCAUGAAUCCUUCGACCCCAACCGCACCCUGGCUGGGUCCACUCACACCUGCCGGAUCCUGGACUUCAGCCCCCUGGAGCAGAUGCUCCUGGUCAGCCUGCGCAAGAGUGUGAUUGAAGCCCCAUUCCUCCAGUACCAGGAUCUACAGCCUGGACAGCUUGUUACAGGCAUAGUGACUUCACUGCACGAUUUCGGCAUGCUGGUGAAAGUGACAGAGCACAUCCGGGGCAUGGUUCCACGGACACACCUGGCUGACAUUAUCCUGAAGAACCCAGAGAAGAAGUACAGGCCUGGGGAUGAAGUCAAGUGUCGAGUUCUCACAGUAGACCCCAAAGUGAAAAAUCUUGUGCUAACAAGGAAGAAGACCCUGGUGGAGUCCACCUUGCCUCUGAUCUGUACCUAUCAAGAUGCAAAGCCUGGGCAAAUGUCUCACUGCUACAUUGUUAGUGUGAAGGACUUUGGCUGUAUCGUUCGUUUCUAUGGCAACGUCAAGGGCCUGGUUCCUGUUGGUGAGCUCAGCAUGGAGCCUAAAGUUAUCCCAGAAAAACUUUUCUACGUUGGGCAGGUUGUCAAAGCCAAGGUCAUGAAGUGUGACCCUCAUCAAGAGAAGCUGCUGUUGUCCUUCAAGGGAGUAGCAGAAGACAUUCAAACAGUUCCAGAAGAGAGUUCCUUUGAAUAUGAAGUUGGAAAGACUGUGGAAGCAAGGAUUGUCCAGAAGACUGACAGCGGUCUCAAGGUCUCAAUUCUCCCUGAAGAAGCAGCUGCAUUCCUUCCCACAGUGCACCUCUCUGACCAUGUGUCUAACUGCUCACUGCUCUGGGAGGGACUAAGAGAGGGUGACAUCAUCUCUAAUGUUGUGUGCCUCAGCAAGAGCAAGGAACAGAUUAUACUGUCCAAAAAGCCUUCUCUGAAGGCUGUCUUUGAGGAUGGAGUCGUGGCCAGAAACUUUGCAGAACUGAAUGCUGGGAUGCUGCUGGCAGGGUGGAUCAAGAACGUCAUGUCCUAUGGAGUGUUUGUCGAGUUCCCGUAUGGAUUAGUUGGACUGGCUCCCAUAUCUGCGAUGAGUGACAAGUUCGUCACAAACACGGGGGACGCCUUCAAGGUAGGGCAGACUGUGGUCGCCAAGGUAACCAACCUGGAUGAAGAGAAGCGGCGGUUCCUAGUCACCCUGAAGGUGUCGGAGGUCAGCUUGGAGCGUGAAGAAGCAGCAGCUUUGCUGUCACAGUGUAUUCAGGAAAGGAACACUGUGGCCCAAAUGAUGGCCAACCAAGGCCAUUCUGAACUACUGCAGAGUCUCUCCAGCCUGAAGGUUGGGCAGAAGCUGAAACUCACAGUGGAUGAAGUAAAUGAUAAUGGGACAGCUACCUUUAAAGCAGACCAUCUUAAUGGAGUAACCAUACUGGCCUCAAAGUAUCACUUAACUGGUGUCACUGUUGUCGAAGGGCAGAAGGUAACCGGAGUGAUACUUCAUGUGGAUUUCCUCACCCGCCAGCUUCACAUCUCCCUGUCUCCCCUGCUGGUCUCCAGUAAGUGCAAGCUUAAAGCCAAUGUAACAAUGCCUGCAACACUGCAGUAUGUGGAACGGGACUUUGCCGUUAUCAGGUUGGGCGAGACUGGCCAUCUUACUUUCAUCUCUACAAAGACCCAUUGGAAUGAUACGUUCCGCUUUGAGUCUGAGCGGUUGUCUGUGGGCCAGUGCCUCACUGUUACGGUGAAAAAACCCAAAUCUGAGGAGCUUGGGGGGUUCCCCUCCGUCACCUGGGUGUCUGGGAAAAUAGUGGGCUCCAGACGGGAGCGCAGCCUCUCACAGAGCAAAGAUGAGAAGCUCGGUGGCCCCAAGCACCCCUUCAGCUUGGGCGACACGGUGAAAGGUACCAUCAAGACCAUCAGGCCGCUCAGUGUCCUAGUGGCCUUGGAAGGGGGAAUCACCGGCAGCAUCCACGUCUCCGAGGUUCUGGAGCAGGUGAAGCCGGGCACGUUCCCUGUGUCUACAUUGACGAAGGGCAGCACCGUCACUGCCCGUGUCAUCGGGGGAAGAGAAGUCAGGAGUCACAAGUUUUUGCCAAUUUCUCAUCCAAACUUUACUUUCACGAUACCUGAACUGACACUUCUACCAAGCAAGAUGGAAGGAGACCUGCCAACCCAGGAGGAGCACGCUGAAGCAUUGGAAAACUACCAGCCUGGACAGGAGGUCACCUGUUUUGUGUACAAGUACAACACUGUGAAGAAGUGCCUGGAGGUUGACGUGACCCCAGUCCUCGGUGGGAAAGUGGACCUGCUGCUGAUGAGCUUGACCCCAAAAGAGCUGAAACACCCAGAGAAGUUGUGUAAACUGGGGCAGGCACUGAAAGCUACUGUUGUCAGCACAAGCUCUUGUAAAACAAAGCUGGUUCUCUCUCUCACAGGUCUCCACAGCUUAACCAACGGAUCCAUCACUCUAGGCACUGUUGCCAAAAUCGUGAAACGCGUCGGCCUUGUUGUGUCCCUGCCUUUCGGGCACACUGGCCGUGUGUCAGUUUUAGACCUCGAUGAUUGUUACAGGCCCAACCCUCUGGACAGUUAUCAUGUGGGUCAGGUUGUCAGGUGCUGCAUUGUUGAAAGUGAAGAGAACAAGCUACAGCUGUCUCUCCGGAGGUCCAGGACAACCCCUGGAAGUAGUCAGGUAGUGAAGGACCCAGAAAUCCCCUCCAUUGCUGACCUGAAGGAAGGCCAGCGGUUACGUGGCUAUGUGACGUCUAUUAAAGACUGUGGUGUCUUCAUUAGCCUUUCGAGGUCCAUCAUUGGUCGAGCUCAGUUUCACCAUGUCACAAAGCACUUCACGGCUGACCAUAGUGUAUUUGUGAAACACAUUCCCCUGAACUCUCUGCUUACUACCAAGGUCUUGAGCAUAGACAAAGAAAAGGGUCAAGUGGAACUGUCUUUACUCCCAGAGGACACUGGGGGGCCUGAUGUCCUCCCAGAAUCCCUGGGUUUGCCACUGCGGAUGAAGGUGGAAGAGACGACAGAAGAUUCUCAGAAGAAGCGAAAGAGGCAGACUUCCGAGAGUGAGCAGGAGGCAAUUGAGAAAUCCAAGAAGAAAAAGAAGAAGAAGACGUCAGGAAAAUCGGAGGAGAACGACAGUGGAGUGGAGGUCUAUUUCCGAGAGGACGAGGAGGAGAAUAAAAAGCUACCCUCUAAGAAGGCCCAGCCUGCUCAGACUGAAUGCGUGAGCCCCCAGCGACUCCAUGUCUCCAGUGGAUUCUCGUGGGACACGGGCCUCAGUACCCUACGGCCAGCCACUGUGGAUCCAGUAGCAGAUUCUUCCAGUGAGGAAGAGGAGGAAAACACGGAGAAAAAGGCAAGUCACCCCCAGAAUUCCAUUUUGCCAUUGUGAGGUCUGGAUGUGUACAGCA
Lepisosteus oculatus (spotted gar) is the source of this 4696-nucleotide messenger RNA. Lineage: Eukaryota; Metazoa; Chordata; Actinopteri; Semionotiformes; Lepisosteidae. The record is from RefSeq and is a predicted model, not a curated record.